Molecule: messenger RNA, 309 nt
Organism: Sporothrix schenckii 1099-18
Lineage: Eukaryota; Fungi; Ascomycota; Sordariomycetes; Ophiostomatales; Ophiostomataceae
Exons: 1
Coding region: 1-309 (102 amino acids)
Source: RefSeq, a predicted model, not a curated record
AUGUCGGCCAAUCUCGACGACUGCAGUAGUAUCAGCAACUUCAUGCGGCAGUACGGUGGCAACCUGGCCAUCAUCCCCGCCUUUGACGAAGUCUAUUGGGAGCUGGACACCUGCACACUGGGCGCGACCAACCGUACGCCAUGCACCAAAGUUGUUCCUUAUGAGUUCUUUGCACCGUACUGCUACAACAUGGUCAGCGAAUGCAUCUAUUAUGGCCGGGACGAAUACUUUGACAUUGAAAGCAAUGGUAUGUCUGCUGCUUUGUUUGGGGGUCCAGCGGCACCCAUCUAUUCUCCGUUGGCUUGCUAG